Messenger RNA from Candidula unifasciata, 1119 nucleotides. NCBI's taxonomy places the organism in Eukaryota, Metazoa, Mollusca, Gastropoda, Stylommatophora, Geomitridae. The record is from the annotation of a GenBank genome assembly.
GGUUUUGAAUACUCAAGAAGUGGAAAUCCAACUCGCAGCUGCCUGGAGAAGUGUCUGGCAGCUUCUGAGGGAGCCAGAUAUGGAUUGUGUUUUGCAUCUGGGCUUGCAGCAACAACAUCGUUGACCUACCUCCUUAAACAGGGAGAUCACAUUGUUAGUAUGAAUGAUGUCUAUGGAGGAACCAACCGGUUUUUCAGUAAAUGUGCAGCAAAAAUGGGUCUGGACAUAUCAUUUGUGGACUGUAGUAAUAUCCAGGCGGUCGUAGACAGUCUGAAGUCAACAACAAGAAUGCUGUGGAUUGAAACCCCCACCAACCCCACCAUGAAGCUGGUGGACAUCACUGCCGUGUGCCAGGCUGUAAGGGCAGUAACACAAGACUGGCAAGAGAAGCCAUUUAUUGUUGUGGACAACACAUUUAUGUCUGCCUACUUUCAGAGACCUCUGGAGUUAGGAGCAGACAUGGUCAUGCAUUCCUUAUCUAAGUAUAUGAAUGGACACAGUGAUGUCAUAAUGGGAGCAAUCAUGCUCAAUGAUGAGGAACUGGCCUCAAAACUGAAGUUUUUCCAAAAUGCUUUAGGAGCAGUUCCUUCACCAUUUGAUUGCUAUCUGGUCAACCGAGGUCUAAAGACUCUGCCAGUGAGAAUGAAAGAGCACAUGAGGAAUGGACUUGCUGUGGCUAAGUUCCUGGAGACCCAUCCUGCUGUUGAGAAAGUUGUACACCCAGGUUUGCCUUCACACCCACAGUAUGAGCUUGGGAAGAGACAGAUGAUUGGUUAUUCAGGAAUGCUAAUAUUCCAUAUCAAAGGUGGACUGCAGGAGGCCAGAACAUUUUUAAAAUCUGUUAAGAUCUUCACUCUUGCUGAAAGCCUUGGUGGUUAUGAGAGUCUCUGUGAGCUGCCUUCAUUACAAACCCAUGCUUCAGUGCCCGAUGAGCAGAGAAAAGCCCUGGGUAUCACUGACUCUCUGAUACGCUUGUCAGUGGGUCUAGAGGACAUUGAGGAUCUCAUCCAAGACCUAGAUCAAGCACUACGAGCAUCUGUAAGUGACAAACCUCAACAUGGGCAAUUACAUUUUCGCCCCCUUUCAAUUAUUUUAGAUCAAAACUUAGUGCUUGUCUAA